Molecule: messenger RNA, 1658 nt
Organism: Salvia miltiorrhiza (redroot sage)
Lineage: Eukaryota; Viridiplantae; Streptophyta; Magnoliopsida; Lamiales; Lamiaceae
Product: tryptophan--tRNA ligase, chloroplastic/mitochondrial
Exons: 14
Coding region: 254-1303 (349 amino acids)
Biological process (GO): tryptophanyl-tRNA aminoacylation
Cellular component (GO): mitochondrion; chloroplast
Molecular function (GO): ATP binding; tryptophan-tRNA ligase activity
Source: RefSeq, a predicted model, not a curated record
GUAUAUUUCUAGCUCUGAGUAUUUGUUUGAGAAAUGAUUUGGUGUGACUGUGUUUUUUUAGCGUUGCAUGCCUUGUAUAUAAAAAUUGUAGUUAUUCGUGUUUAAAGUUUGAUGAUUAUGUUUUACGUAUUUUGGAGUUAGAGCAUUGUUGCAUUUCUCUCACAUUGAUUAAGGCGUGUAAAAUUGUAAUUUUUGUGAGGUUCGAAUGUUUUAUGAAGUAAUCCGGUUGGUAUGACGCCAUGAUGAAUGCUGGAUGGUAUUGAAGUUUGCCAAUUUGAAGAGAAUAGUCUCCGGCGUUCAGCCCACAGGAUCCAUACAUCUUGGCAAUUAUCUCGGUGCCAUAAAAAACUGGAUUGACUUGCAGAAUACGUACGAGACACUCUUUUUCAUUGUGGACCUCCAUGCAAUAACUUUGCCGUAUGAUGCACAGAAAUUAUCUAAAGCUACCAAAGAUACUGCAGCUCUUUAUUUAGCAUGUGGUGUGGAUCCUUCCAAGGCCUCAGUCUUUGUGCAGUCUCAUGUACGUGCUCAUGUAGAAUUGAUGUGGUUGCUGAGUUCGGCCACCCCAAUUGGUUGGCUGAAUAAAAUGAUUCAAUUUAAAGAAAAAUCACGGAAGGAGGGGAAUGAAAAUGUUGGGGUUGCCCUUCUAACCUAUCCAGUGCUGAUGGCCUCUGAUAUACUCUUGUAUCAGUCUGAUUUUGUUCCAGUUGGCGAGGAUCAGAAACAACACCUUGAGCUGACUCGAGAAUUAGCCGAACGUGUUAAUUAUCAAUAUGGAGGAAGGAAGUGGAAAAAGCUAGGAGGGCGAGGUGGUGCUAUUUUUAAGGUUCCUGAACCCCUUAUUCCACCUACUGGAGCUCGUGUGAUGUCCCUCACUGAUGGUCUUUCCAAGAUGUCAAAAUCUGCUCCUUCUGAUCAAUCACGAAUCAAUUUGCUUGAUUCAAAAGAUGCAAUUGCAAACAAAAUAAAACGUUGCAAGACCGACUCAUUUCCUGGGUUGGAGUUCGAUAAUCCUGAGAGGCCUGAGUGUACCAACCUUCUUUCAGUAUAUCAGCUUAUUACCGGCAAGAGCAAACAGGAGGUUUUGGAAGAAUGUCAAGACAUGAAUUGGGGAUCAUUCAAACCCCUUCUUACUGAUGCUUUAGUCAAUCAUCUUCAUCCAAUCCAGGUACGUUAUGCAGAAAUAAUGUCGGAUACCUCGUACUUGGAUGGAGUUUUGGCCGAGGGUGCUAGUAAAGCUGCAUCCAUAGCAGAUGCUACUGUUAAUAACGUUUACCAGGCAAUGGGAUUCUUACGGAGAUGAUCAAAAUCGACUAUCUGGGAGGAUGUGCCCGAAAUGUCGUCCAGGUUAGCUACUUCGAACAAGUGAGUAAAGUCUGGUAGGGUUUGGCUCUAUAUAUUUUUGCUUAUAAUCAGUUUACUCUUCCAAGUGGGUGCAUUCUUUUCUAGCAGCUGAAUUUUUUGGUCAAAUAUCAUAUUUGAUUUUUUUUAAAGUGAUUAAUAUAAAUGUCUUUCUAAUUUAACAUAUCUAGAUUUUUUUAGUCCCUCAGUGGGUGAUAUACUGAUAUUGAUUCGAUCACAUAUAUUUGUAAUUCAACUUGCAUUGUUUGGAACUGAAUAAUUGUCGUUUCAAUAUAUAUACACUGUCAGUUUUUCCA